AUGAUUGGUAUAAUAAUUCGUAUAUUAUCAUUGAUAUUUCUGCUUAUAUUUGCUUAUCCGUUAACAUUAUUAUUACAUCCAUGGUGGAUAUUAAUGCAACCAUUAGGUGCAUAUGAUAUUUUUUCAAAUAUGGUUAAUGAAUUAACAGUUAUAAUGCAUUUACCUGAAAAUCUUUCCUUAUCAAUACAAACUGGUCAAUGGUGGUGGCGAUUAUAA
Messenger RNA from Rotaria sp. Silwood2, 216 nucleotides. The record is from the annotation of a GenBank genome assembly. Lineage: Eukaryota; Metazoa; Rotifera; Eurotatoria; Philodinida; Philodinidae.